Messenger RNA from Gaeumannomyces tritici R3-111a-1, 2991 nucleotides. RefSeq names its product EF hand domain-containing protein. The coding region runs from base 1 to 2991 and encodes 996 amino acids. Gene Ontology annotation, cellular component: amphisome; aggresome. NCBI's taxonomy places the organism in Eukaryota, Fungi, Ascomycota, Sordariomycetes, Magnaporthales, Magnaporthaceae. The record is from RefSeq and is a predicted model, not a curated record. Gene Ontology annotation, biological process: endosome organization; mitophagy; aggrephagy. The transcript has a single exon. Gene Ontology annotation, molecular function: zinc ion binding; K63-linked polyubiquitin modification-dependent protein binding; protein kinase C binding.
AUGGAUCCGUCAAGCUCCUCAGCCACCACCCUGGCGAGGCCGCGCUUUGCCCUCGCCAUCAUCUCGGCCGUGGCCGCCCUCACUGUCGGCUUCUACUUUCUGCGCUCAGCAGCCACCGCAUCGCCCGCUGCCGCCACCGGCCCCGGCGGCCUGCACCGCAGCAACGCCGUCCGCCGCCGCUCCCGCCAGCGCACCUCGCGCCGCUCGCGUCGCGGGUCGACAGCCUCGAGAGCCUCGGUGUCGAGCGCCGAGCACGGCGACGAGAACCGCCCCGACGAAAACCACAACCAGAACGACCGCCGCGAUGCAAACGCCGAGUCCGGAAGCCUGCUGGGCGAGAACCGCGGCUUCCAGCCCCAGCCCGACGGCGAGACCCUGGCCGAGGACCUCGGCGGGGAGUGGUGGGAGGACUCGCAGCCGCUGAAUCAACCCCGCUCCGGCCAGAACAUCGUCAGCCUGCUGUUCCGCGUGUCAGAGGAUAACGCCCGCCGCAACGCCUACGUGCACCGCGGCUGUGCCUGCAACGCCUGCGGUAUAGUGCCCAUCCGCGGCGUCCGCUACCGCUGCGCCAACUGCGCCGACUUUGACCUGUGCGAGACGUGCGAGUCCCAGGGCAUGCACAUCAAGACACACAUCUUCUACAAGGUCAAGAUCCCCGCCCCACCCUUCGGCCCGCGUCAGAUGCAGCCUGUCGUCUACCCGGGCGACCCCGACACCUGCAUCCGGAACCUGCCUCCGCCCCUGAUGAUCAAGCUCUCGCGCGAGACUGGCUUCGAGCGCCCGGAGCUGGAGGCCUUCUGGGAGCAGUGGACCUUCAUCGCAAACACCGAGUGGCGCGAGGACCCCGACGACCUGGGCCUAGCCAUGGACCGCCGCACCUUUGAGCGCUGCCUCGUGCCCUCUGGCGGCUACCGCCACGCCGCGCCCAACCUGAUCCACGACCGCAUGUUUGCCUUUUACGACACCAACAACGACGACCUCAUUGGCUUCUCCGAGUUCCUCCACGGGCUGGCGUACCGGAAGCGCCCCGACAAGCUGAAGCGCAUCUUCGAGGGUUACGACGUCGAUAGGGACGGCUACGUCGACCGGAGGGACUUCCUGCGCUUGUUCCGCGCCUACUACGUGCUCUUCAAGCAAAUGCACAAGUACAUCCUCGAGGGCCUCGACGACCAGGUCAUGAGCAGCACUGAGGCGCACCAGCUCGUCACCAGCCGACAGCCGCUCAGCAGUCUCUUUGGCAGAGAGGGCAGGGUUCCGGAUGCCGAUCACGACCGGGUCCAGGAGGGAAAGGUUUUCCAUGGCAACGGAGACGUCCGCUUGGCCGGGGGCGGCGAGGGCGCAGUCAACGAGGACAAACCAGAUACGUCGGGCCGGGAAGAGAUCUUGACGAGCCUCUUCAACCGCGGCAGCCCGCAGCCCUUCUUCGCCGAGCCCAUGUUCUCGCCCGACACGGCGGGGCCGCAGUCCCCGCGAGGGGGCGACGCGGGGUCGAGGUACUUUGAUGGGCUGCUCAACCCGCCGAGGAGCGCUGCGGAGCUCUCGGCCGUGCUGGACGACCGUCCGCGUAACACGCUGGACAGCUUCCUGCACUACCUCGAGGAGCGCGAGCGUGAGGGGCCAGAGACCAACGGGGACCAGGACGCGGACCCCUGGGCGUCCCACUCCCCCGGCGGCGAUCCUUCAGAUACGUCCCGACACCUCGACGAGGACUUUGGAAACAUGCCCUACCAUGCGGACCCGAAACUCUAUGACGGAACUCACCGACUGCGGGUCACAAAGAAGACCAGGCUUGCGGCUCGGAAGAAGCUACAUGAGCGAUGGAAGCGGCGGCAGUUCUACCUCGACGAGGAGGAGGGUGCCAACGCCCCGGAGGGUUGGAAUGCCAAGGAUGACGUACUUGUGGACACGGCCGAGGCCGAGGCUGCCCACGCCUCCAAGGCCAGCAAGGGUCAGGGUGCAACAUGGCCGAGGUCGCGCUCGUCGUCCAAGGUCCGCUUCGCUGAGGAGACGGAUGACUACGAAAUCCGGUCGAAUCCGUCAACCUCGUCUCGCAGCGUACCCGAGCGGUGGGGUGGCAUGGAGAUCCCAGACGCCGAGAGGGACGCAGGAAAAGAGAUCCUGUACCAAGUCACACAGCAGGCCUUCAACGAGCUGCUCGACGUCUUGUUUAAGAAGAAGGAGGAUCUGGCAGUCAGGGCCGCCUCGACCCGCGAGGACCGCAGAAGGUACCGAAAAUACUUUGAGUCGAUCAACCUGGAUGAGGAGGAUGGGAGGAAGCAGCAGACUCAGGACCAGCCGACCGGCUCCAGCGCGCCCCAGCAAGAGAAUCGUGAGGAGAGUGCCCUUGCUCCCAGCCAGGAUGCACAGACUAUCCCGUCUUCGGAUGCUGCAGGGCGCGUUGCGGUGAACGCUCCGCGCCAAGAGGAGACUGUCUUGGCGGACGGCGAUGUGGCACAUUCAGAAGCAGCGAGCAUCUACGAGGAACCUGCAAACAUUGAGCAGGACGGCGACACGCCGCCCCAGGCGCAGCAAAUCGAAGGCAGUCAGGCCGAGACGGCGCCACGGGACCCGACCAUGCCGCAGUUCCGGCCCAACAGCGCCGCGGAUCUGGCGCGGUCGGCAGGUACUCCCGGAACCAUUCCUCUUGGAGCCUCCAGCGCGGACGCCGAGUCGGAAUGCUCGGCCGAGUCGACGUCAGCAGAGGACGCCGAGUCGACAGGGCGGCGGGACGACGAGUCCGACGCCGGCUCGCACAAUGGCGAGGAGGACGACGAUGAAGACGACGACGCGGCAAACGUGGGCAUGUUCCCGCGCUACAUGCUCGUCGAGUGGAAGCGGCUAGACCUUGCAGAGCAGGAGCAGAGGCAGCGCGGCGGGUGGGGGAAGCUGUCGUACGCCGAGUUCGAGGAGAUAUACCGUCGGGAGGAGAGGCACUCGAACCGACUGGACUACCUAGGCAGCUGGAUCGACGUUUGCAUUCCCUAUAGCUAA